Molecule: messenger RNA, 1705 nt
Organism: Papilio xuthus (Asian swallowtail)
Lineage: Eukaryota; Metazoa; Arthropoda; Insecta; Lepidoptera; Papilionidae
Product: caseinolytic peptidase B protein homolog
Exons: 7
Coding region: 1-1680 (559 amino acids)
Biological process (GO): cellular response to heat
Cellular component (GO): mitochondrion; cytoplasm
Molecular function (GO): protein binding; ATP hydrolysis activity; ATP binding
Source: RefSeq, a predicted model, not a curated record
AUGACAAUGAAAGGGAAAAUAUCUCCUUUGUCCAGUGAAGAGAAAAGGUUCUUCAAAGCUGCUCAGACUGGCAAUGUGCAGGAACUCCUCAAACAGCUAGAGGCGGCGAGCGAGAGUCGGCGCGGGUCCGGUGAGACCGCAGCGGACCUGCGCCACCCCCUGGGCUGGACGGCGCUGAUGGUGGCCGCCGCCAACGACCGGCCGGCCGCCGUGCGGGAGCUGCUGCGCCGGGGCGCGCGGCCCGACCUUCGCGAGCGCUACGCCGGCGCCUCCGCCGCCGCCUCGCUGGCCGGCCUGCAUCCACUCGAGGCGCUCCAACGUCGCGAGGACGAAUUUUGCAGUUCUAUGAAUGCCCGAGCUUCUUUUCUGGGCUGGACGGCAUUACAUUACGCGGCGCUCGCCGACUCGGCCGCGUGCGCGCGCGAGCUGCUGGAGAAGGGCGCGGACCCCACGGCCAGGGACCACGCGGGGCGGCGUCCGCUGCACUACACCCGCGACCCCUCGCCGGCCCGCGAGCUCAUCCUGCAGCACACGCGCCGCUGGGAGGAGGCCGCCGCCGCCGCCGCCGCCGAGGAACGUCGCCGGUUCCCUCUCGAGCAGCGGCUCAAACAGUUCAUCGUGGGCCAGCAGGCGGCCAUCGAGACCGUCGCAGCGGCCGUCCGACGCAAGGAGAACGGUUGGGCCGACGAGGAACACCCCCUCGUGUUCCUCUUCCUCGGCAGCUCGGGCAUCGGCAAGACGGAGCUGGCCAAGCAGCUCGCCCGCUACAUGCACAAGGACGACCCGGCGGCGUUCAUCCGGCUCGACAUGUCCGAGUACCAGGAGAAGCACGAGGUGGCCAAGCUGAUCGGCGCGCCGCCCGGCUACGUGGGCCACGAGGAGGGCGGCCAGCUGACGCGCGCGCUGGCCCGCCGCGCCGACGCCGUAGUGCUCUUCGACGAGGUGGACAAGGCGCACCCCGACGUCCUCACGGUCCUCUUGCAACUCUUCGACGAGGGUCGGCUCACGGAUGGCAAGGGAAAGCUCAUCGAAUGUAAGAACGCCAUAUUCGUAAUGACGUCCAACCUCGCCUCAGACGAGAUCGCGCAGUACGGGCUGCAGCUGCGGCGCGAGGCGGAGAUGCGCGCGGCGCAGCGCACGCGUCCGCAAGUCACCGACGUCCCCAAAGAGAAGGUGGAGAACAAGCCCCCCCUACCUCCCGAGGGUGGGGACGCCGAGGACGCAGAGGACGCCGAGGAGACGCUGGAGGUCUCGCGUCACUUCAAGGAUGGCGUCGUGAGACCGAUUUUAAAGAAACAUUUCGGUCGCGACGAGUUCCUCGGGCGCAUCAAUGAGAUCGUGUACUUCCUGCCGUUCUCGCGACAGGAGCUGCUGACGCUGGUCAAUAUGGAGCUGAAGCUGUGGGCGGAGAAGGCGCGCAGCCGACACGACGUGGAGCUGCGCUGGGAGGGCGGCGUUCUGGGCGCGCUCGCCGACGGGUACGACGUGCACUACGGCGCGCGCUCCAUCAAGCACGAGGUGGAGCGGCGCGUGGUGAACCAGCUGGCGCUGGCGGCGGAGCGCGGGGCGCUGGCUCGCGGCGCUGGCGUGCUGCUGAGCGCGCGCGCCGGCCGCGUGCAGCUGGCGGUGCGCCGCGCGCGCGACCAGCGCUACGAGCCCCUUGACCUCGCCGCGCUCUGACUCACCCCCCACUAACUUCAUUAAA